AUGGGGGAAGUUCAAAAAGGCUUUGACGAAAUACUUACUUUGACAGCGGAAGAAGCUGAUGCAUUGGUGAUUGAAGAAGAAGAUGAUGGUGUAUCUCAAGAUAUCCUAGAGAGAAGCUUAGUGGCAAAGCUAUACUCACCAAAACUGGUUCACAAUAAGUCCUUUAAGAAUAGGAUGUUGGAGAUUUGGGACCCAGUUGGUGAAACGAGUAGCCUUGAAGUUAGUAACAAAGUUCAGGCUGUUUCUUCACAAUUACAGUCAAUGAAUGCAAGAAGAUUACGAGUGAAAGAAUUGUCCAGAGAAUGUUCCAAAGGAAAAGAAAUGGUACACUUGACCUCAUACUCAUUGAGUUCCCAACGAAUUUCCAGAGGGUCAGAACAAAGGGAUAGAAAUUGGGAAAACAAUGCUUUGACAGAGGCAAAGAAAAUUAGUGAGGGGAUUGUUCAACCUCCUCUAUUUCCACAAGAAGCGGAGAACCCAAUUGUCAAGCAGGAGAGAAAAAGAAAGAGAUUUAGACAAUCAGGCUGGCAAAGAGCCAAAGAGUGUGCAGGCCAAAACAAGGAGAAGCUAGAAAAGAUAACUUCCAAUAUGCUAAUUGGUGAGAAACGAAAAGGGGAACCAGUUAUGGAAGGGGAAGCUUCAAAGCACAGAAGAGUUGAUGAUGGAAAAAACACCGAGAUUGUCAUGUAUGAAUCAGUGGUGGGCUCGGAGAUGUUGGCCCACCAUGAGCAAUGA
This is a messenger RNA of Prunus armeniaca (apricot), 735 nucleotides long. The record is from the annotation of a GenBank genome assembly. NCBI's taxonomy places the organism in Eukaryota, Viridiplantae, Streptophyta, Magnoliopsida, Rosales, Rosaceae.